AUGGAACCAGUUGAACAAGAGGAGAAUGACGAUCCGGAAAAAAAGAAGCAGAAUCCUCAGGAUUUGGAACAGCAAGCUAAACCUCAGAUCGCUUUCAAUAAAGCGUCUGUUCGAGCAGCAUUUGUUCGUAAAGUGUUCGUCAUAGUAACAAUAAUGAUACUAGUUGUUACAGUUAUGGUAACUCCAGUAGUUGUAGUGGAAAAAAUUAGGCUUCAAAUAACACAAAACAGCUGGAUCUAUUGGAUUGCACUAGUGGUUUUCUUUGCUACUUAUAUUACCUUAGUGUGUUGUCGCUGUGUGGCCCGAUGUUUUCCAUGCAACAUAUUAAUGUUAGUAGUUUUUACGUUGGCAUCCGGUCUUAUGCUAGCAGUACUCUGUUCGAGAGUACCGCCACAUACAGUACUCUUAGCUCUGGCAACAACAACACUAUCGUGUGCGGCAAUCAUCGCAUUUGCUUCUCAGACUAAAUGUGAUAUUACAAGUAAAAUCUUUAUCGUCUAUGCUGCAACAGUUGCUGUUUUCAUUUUCGGCCUGAUUCUGGCUAUUAUGAGUUUUUUCAUAUACAUUAAGGCCCUUCAUGUUAUAUUUUCGGCUGUGGUUUGCGUGUUGUUCAUGAUUUGGUUAGCAAUUGAUACGCAAAUGAUUGUUGGUGGAAAGAAAUAUGAGAUAUCUCCUGAAGACUACAUCUAUGCAGCGUUGACGUUGUUUAUUGACAUAUAUCAGAUCUUUAUCAGUUUGAUGUCGCUUUUCAAUGCUGCAAACAAUUGA
Molecule: messenger RNA, 768 nt
Organism: Necator americanus (New World hookworm)
Lineage: Eukaryota; Metazoa; Nematoda; Chromadorea; Rhabditida; Ancylostomatidae
Exons: 8
Coding region: 1-768 (255 amino acids)
Biological process (GO): negative regulation of apoptotic signaling pathway
Cellular component (GO): Golgi apparatus; endoplasmic reticulum
Source: RefSeq, a predicted model, not a curated record